Brassica napus (rape) is the source of this 1164-nucleotide messenger RNA. RefSeq lists its product as uncharacterized. The record is from RefSeq and is a predicted model, not a curated record. The transcript has 2 exons. NCBI's taxonomy places the organism in Eukaryota, Viridiplantae, Streptophyta, Magnoliopsida, Brassicales, Brassicaceae. Bases 207 to 998 code for a protein of 263 amino acids.
GUGUGGAGAAUCUAGCUGAAGAUUUAAAGACGCAAUGCAUUGACACGUAGCCAAUUAGAAACUUCCACGUCUUCCUUCAUCCAUUGAGUGGAUAAAAGAGACAGUUAGGGUGUUUUGAUCAUCGUCAGUCAACCGCUCUAAACCCCCAAGUUGGCUCAUUUUCUUUCUCAGAAAUUCAAAUCUGAAAUCUUCGAACUUCGAUUGUUAUGGAGGCAGAGUUGCUCGACUGGGAGCUUGUGCAUGGCUCCGACACCGACUCAACUGAUUCAAUCGCAUCGGAGAAGAAAUCGGGGAGCUCAAAUGGAAUCGAUGAUGGUAUGAUUCUCUCGCAUCAUUUCGAUCAGUUGGAUGUUUGUGUAUCGAGUGACGCUUGUAUCAGAAACGAAUUGGGGUUGAGUGGUUUUGAAGAUGCGCAAGCCGAGAGCGAGGCUGUGGCUUAUGAUGAAUCCCAUGUUGCGAGAGAGUGUUUGUCCGAGACAGACCAUCUCCAAGUUGCUGAUGGAAGAAGGCACGUUGAGAGCCAACUUGGUGUUGAAGAGGAUCCGAGCAAUUCAGAGGGAAACCAACUGGUUUCUGGAGAUUCUGGUAUUGUUCACGGUGAAGAGGAGAUUGGAUCUGAUAGUGAAGCAGUUGGGGAAAGUGGAGGGGAUGCUGUGGUUGUGAGAUGUGGUGAUGAUAGUAGUAAAGGCAGAGAGACUGUUUGGUGGAAGAUGCCUUUGGUGCUUGUCAAGUACUGUGCUUUUAGGAUUGGUCCUGUCUGGUCUGUCUCCAUGGCUGCAGCUGUGAUGGGUUUUCUUCUCUUUGGACGCAGACUCUACAACAUUAAAAACAAACCUCAAAGGAUUCAUCUUAAACUUGCUUUCGACUAUAAGAAGGUGUCUCAGGUGAUGAGUCAGGCAGCUCGACUCAAUGAAGGAUUCACAGAGGUAAGAAGGGUCCCUGUGAUCCGCCCUGCUCUGCCAGCUCCUGGUGCAUGGCCGGUUUUGAGCCUUAGAUGAGAAGCUGGAUCAUACAAUCUUUUCAUCUACCAAAAGAACAUAGAUGCAUGCCUGUACAGCGUCUUAUCAUGUUAUGUACCAAAAAAAGAAUAGAGACAAAUGUGCUCCUAUCAUAUGCUAUAUAAUAUUGCUAUGCAUUACCAAGUUAUGCAAUCAGUUUGUCAAA